Aspergillus ibericus CBS 121593 is the source of this 1709-nucleotide messenger RNA. Its product is annotated as SHNi-TPR domain-containing protein. Gene Ontology annotation, cellular component: nucleoplasm. Gene Ontology annotation, molecular function: histone binding. Gene Ontology annotation, biological process: DNA replication-dependent chromatin assembly; CENP-A containing chromatin assembly. The record is from RefSeq and is a predicted model, not a curated record. Lineage: Eukaryota; Fungi; Ascomycota; Eurotiomycetes; Eurotiales; Aspergillaceae. Bases 261 to 1610 code for a protein of 449 amino acids. The transcript is spliced from 2 exons.
CCACGCGAUUUCUUCCACUUUAUGACCAAGGCCCUCGUCCUCAAUUUGCUCUCAACUUCCGGCAUACCACACAUCACUUUUAUUCUAUGCCAGGCGGUGCCGCACACAUACACGCGACUCGUUAAGCAGCAUCCUCAACUUACCUGGCUUGCGCUUUUUCUUUCUCGGCCUCUUGUCUUUCCUCGCCUCAGAUUUAGGCACUUCUCUCCGCUUGGGUCCGCAGUCCCCCGUCCUCUUAUCAACAUCUGCCGCCAGAAACAAUGGAGCCUAGCGCACCCUCGGAAGACAACAGUGCCAAGUUUCGAGCAUCCUUGGAUGAACUUAUUAAGCAAGCUACCGCUAAGGAUGCCAUCAAGGAUUUUAACGCCGCCGCCGAGCUAUAUUCCGAGGCCACGGAACUUCAGGCCAUGAUAAACGGAGAAUUGGCUCUCGACAAUGCCGACUUACUAUAUGCCUACGGCAAAGCUCUAUACAACGUUGCUGUCAGCAAAAGCGAUGUGCUUGGAUCGAAAGUAGCUGGAGAGCCCCAUGCACAACCAAGUAACGCGCCUGUUGAGAGACCAUCCGCUGGAUCGACAUCAAUCACGGGAAUUGUUCAAAAGGCAGCUGCCCAGAGCCCAGCUAAAGAGCUAUCAGAGGCCCAAGAGACAAAGGCUGGAGAUGUUCCAGCCAAGCCAUACUUUCAAUUCACAGGCGAUGAAAAUUUCGAGGAUUCAGAUUCUGAAGACGAUGCCGAUGGCGAGGAAGCUGCCGCCGAUGACGAAGAUGAUUUUGCCAACGCCUUUGAAGUUCUUGACCUGGCACGCAUACUAUAUCACAAAAAGGUGAACGCAAUAGAGGAGAAAUCUGCAAAAGGGAAAUCUACAGAUCUAUCCUUGGACCUCAAGCAUGUCAGAGAACGUCUCGCGGACACCUAUGAUCUACAAGCAGAGAUCUCGUUGGAAGCGGAGAGAUUCCUAGAUGCGGUGACGGACUUGAGGACUGCUCUUGAAUUAAGGCAGUCUCUCUUUCCAAUGGAAGACCCUUGUGUUGCCGAAUGUCACUAUAAGCUAUCGCUUGCCCUAGAAUUUGGGUCUGUCAAUAAUGGGAAUGAUGAUGCUCAAGAGGACAGUGGUAACCAGGGCCAGGUUGAUGAGGAAAUGAGAAAGGAAGCUGCAACACAAAUGGAAAAGGCCAUUGAAAGCUGCCGGUUGAGGAUGAGUCAAGAACAAAAAAAGCUGGACGACGAUAGUUCCCUGGAAGAAGACAAGGUGACCGCUAUGAAGAGAAGAAUAGCAAAUGUUAAAGAGAUAAUAGCAGACAUGGAGCAAAGGCUUACCGAUCUCCGACGUCCACCAGUAUCCACUGCCGAUUAUGGUGAUAGAAACGACACUAUGUUGAAUGGUAUCUUGGGUCAAAUCGUGGGACAAUCCCCGUCCCAGCAAAAGGCCCGGCUUGAUGCUGUCGCCAGAGAGGCGAAUGACCUUUCUGCAUUUAUCAAAAGAAAGCCUUCAGCCAACAAACCAUCCCAGAAGAGUGAUACUCCGGCAAAACGAUCGGCUCAGGGGGAACCUGAGGGCAGUGACGUAAAAAAACCCCGACUGAAUGACACAGGCGAUGAGCGUCGAUGAUUAUCGUACAUUGAUUAGUUACAAAGGGACCUCGAAUUGUUAUUUCUCUUUAUGUUUUGUCCAACAUCGUUUGUGGCACCUAGGACGAAGGGUCUAACA